CAUGUUCAGUGCCGUGAGAGGUGUCGAGGCGACCGGACCAGCGGCACCAUCACCACCACUUUCACCGCCAACACACCCACGCAGCUCGGAGGCACGCACACCGCGAGGCGCCGCCACCACCACCACUGCCACCACCGCCACUGCCACCAUCACAUCUACACACAGACAGAGAGGAGUGGAGAACAUACGACUCGAAGUUUAGUUUCUACUGCCUCGCCGCUGCCACCAAGUGCCACAAGAUGAGGUGGCGUCCACUCUGGAUAACACUAUUGGCACUCCUCACUCUAAUGAGUGUAACAAUGGCCUCUCAGACCAUUGGCACAGGGAAGCGGGGGCAACUCUCAGGGCGGUACAAGGGUAGGAAAAAUUUCAAGCCCAUUACCGGCACGUACCCUUCAGUUGAGGCCAAGAAUUACUACACCAACCCUAAGGGAGCCAAGAUCACAAAGGCUUCUCACUUCAACUACCAGUACGUGUUGGGCCACAAGAUAGUGUUCCUGUGUGUGGCCAAGGGCAGCCCACUCCCCCAGAUCACAUGGUUCAAGGAUGGGGUGGAGCUCUAUGCUCACAGGUAUAUGCAGCUACAUGAAUGGAAGAAAGGAAACAAGCUCAAGAGCAAGAUGGAGAUUGACCCAGCUACUCAGGCUGACGCUGGCAUCUACGAAUGCCACGCCAACAAUAAAUACGCAGUGGACACCAAAGCUUUCCGGACAACCUAUAUCGCACAGUUCAACUAAAGUUAUCUUAGAAAGAGUCACAUGUUGAGUAAAAAGUAUCAAUAAGAUGUAUUACACUUGACCAUGAAGCAUUUACUGUCUAAACUUUUCUAUUGUAAAUUGAUGCCUUCAGAAAGCAACCCAUUCUACUGUAAAUGCUUAUUCUACAACUAAUCCAUCACUAACUAUUAAUUCCACAUUUCUGGAUAGGAACUGGUGAGGAUCACUCCUCUCUCCCCUUGAGGCCUGUAGAUGUGAGGGAAUGCUUGUGAAUGUGAUUGUGAAUAUGAAUGUAUGCAUGUAAAGGAUGUCUUGUCCUGGCUAUGCCCACUGAAGUGAUGUCAGUCUGACAUGUAGAUAGAACCAUGAGAGCAUGUACAGAGGAUAGUCAGUCUUACGUACCUGUGUUAAAAUACUACACUGAUUUUCAUAGAUGAGGGACCAAACAGCAGCAGUGUUAUCUCAGGAUUGUUGAAUUAUAUACAAGUAUGUAACAGAGAACUAAAACAAAGCAGCUUCAGUAGUUCUGUGCAAUUAGUUCAGAUUACAGGUUUUACUACAGUAUGGAGAAAAGUUAGAAAAAUUGUCCUGCAAGGCAGUAGCAGGUAACUGAUAUUACUUGUUAAGGAAAAAAUGCAAUGAAUGAUGCAUGCAUGUUAGAAAACCUGUCCAGAGGAAGCAGCUUCAUGGUAUAAGUUUUAUAGGUGGAUAUAAACGACUAUGAGCUCAACACAUAUACGUACUUCUUUGUCAACUUUAAAUCCAGCUGUUGUAAUAUAGGAAAUGUUUAUUCUAUAUUUAUAUAUGCCAGGCACUACUAAAGGGAGAAAUCUUUUUGUGAUAGACAUUAUGAUGUUUUUGGUGUUUGGGACCUGAAGAUUUUAGGCAAAAAUGUACAUCAUUACUGUUCUUGUGUUCACUUGGAGAAUUCUUUAAAAUACCAAAGCAAUAUUUACUUAAAAUUAUGCAAAACUUCUACUUAGAUAGUUUGUGAUGUUAAUGUUCAAUGAUCUAAUCCAGUUUUAUGAGAACAGGUGUGUGGUUUAAUUUUUUAAAGAAAUUAAAUCCUUUCACUUCAAUCACUUUAUGCAUCACUUGUAUUGUUAUCACAUACACUAAUACUGUUAGUAUAAAUCUUGCGCAACACAACAUAACCUGCUUCUGUAUAGUAAUUUCUUUUAGUAUGACUCCAUUGUCCCUGAGACAUGGGGAUCUAGAAUACAUGUCUCUGUAUUCCCUGCAUGUUGUAAGAGGCAACUAAAUGGGACAUCAAUGGAGGGCUGGGAACCCUUCUCUGUAAGCUUUAUACUUCAUCAAAACAAAACAAAACGAAAAAAAAAAAAAAAAAAAAAAAAAAGUCUUUAAUAUCCUUUAACAUCACAGAACCAGGAAUUACAAAUACAUAGUACAAAAAAUCUUUGGACCCAGAAAUUCUCUCUGACUUCAUAGAAGGAGGGUUUUGGACUUAUAAAUGCUGCUUUACUUUUUUUUUUUAAGGGAAAAAGAUGUUACAUAUGUCAGAAAUGCUGUAAUGCUGGCAGCUUGCUCAAAAUCAUGAGAUUACUAAAACAUAUCACUAAACUGUUUCCUAAUUGAGAUUUGUAAUAUCAUAUUUUGUUUCUAUCUGCCAAAAUCAACUUCAGUAUUUACACAAUUCCAUUAAAUUCAAUUCAAAUGCAACUUUAUGCAUUCAUGUCUGAAAAACAGAUAUAUUGCUUUUAUGGAACAGUGCACACUACUUCACAAUAUAACAAAAAGGCUAAAAAAAACUGUGCUAUAGCAUUUAAGAAUGACAAUUUUUUUUUCAUGAUUACUGCAAGUCAUUAAAGGCAUUAUAGAAAGAAAUCUGUUUGUUCUGAUCAAGAACCUGAAGACAUUAUUGGUUUUGAAAACAAUAAUCAGAGCUGCUAAAGAAAUGCAGAAGCAAUGACAGCAUAUGAUUACCAUGAGGUCCUGUACAUACUGUAAAACCACAACAUUCUUGCUUAUGUAUAGAAAACACUACUAGCAUGCCCAUAAAUUUCAGUAAAAAAACAAUACAUCACUGUGCUUUUUUUUUCCCAGGAAAAGUGAUGACCAGCACUCCUUGGUGCUUGUAGUAUGUUUACUAGUACCAUAGUAAAUAAAAGUUUGCAACUUGA
This is a messenger RNA of Scylla paramamosain (green mud crab), 2857 nucleotides long. Its product is annotated as immunoglobulin domain-containing protein oig-4-like. The record is from RefSeq and is a predicted model, not a curated record. Gene Ontology annotation, biological process: cell-cell adhesion. The transcript is spliced from 4 exons. Lineage: Eukaryota; Metazoa; Arthropoda; Malacostraca; Decapoda; Portunidae. The coding region runs from base 240 to 737 and encodes 165 amino acids.